AUGGACGAGGGGGGCACACCCCUGCUCCCCGACAGCCUGGUCUACCAGAUCUUCCUGAGCCUGGGCCCUGCGGACGUGCUGGCCGCCGGGCUGGUGUGCCGCCAGUGGCAGGCCGUGUCCCGGGACGAGUUCCUAUGGAGGGAGCAGUUCUACCGCUACUACCAGGUGGCCCGCGACGUGCCCCGGCACCCAGCGGCCACGUCCUGGUACGAGGAGUUCCGGCGGCUCUACGACACGGUGCCCUGCAUGGAGGUGCAGACCCUCCGGGAGCACACCGACCAGGUCCUGCACCUCAGCUUCUCCCACUCGGGCUACCAGUUUGCGUCCUGCUCCAAGGACUGCACCGUGAAGAUCUGGAACAACGACCUGACCAUCUCGCUGCUGCACAGCGCGGACAUGCGGCCCUACAACUGGAGCUACUCCCAGUUCUCCCAGUUCAACCAGGACGACUCGCUGCUGCUGGCCUCGGGGGUGUUCCUGGGGCCCCACAGCAACUCCUCCGGGGAGAUCGUGGUCAUCAGCCUCGACACCUUCGUGCUGCUGUCCCGUGUGCGCAACAAGCCCUACGACGUGUUUGGCUGCUGGCUCACCGAGACCAGCCUCAUCUCAGGGAACCUGCACCGCAUCGGGGACAUCACCUCCUGCUCUGUGCUCUGGCUCAACAACGCCUUCCAGGACGUUGAGUCUGAGAAUGUCAACGUGGUGAAGCGGCUCUUUAAGAUCCAGAACCUCAACGCCAGCACCAUCCGCACGGUGAUGGUGGCCGACUGCAGCCGCUUUGACAGUCCCGACCUCCUGCUGGACACCAGCGCGCCCCCAGGCCGCGUCUUCGACCUCGGCAGCGACAGUGACCGUGAGGAGGAGGAGGCGGCGGCGGCGGCGGCUGGCCCAGCCCCGGCGCACACCGAGAGCUGGCGGCGCCUCCUGCACGGGCUCCUGGACGCCCGGGCGCGGGCGCGGCCGCCGCUGGCGGAGCGCGUGCUGGAGACCAGGGUGGCGCAGCUGCUGGCCCGGGGCCGCACCAAGCCCCCCGAGGGCAGUGCGGCCCGCGCCCAGGACAAGCUCCUCAUCUUCACCACCGGCUGCCUCACCUACUCCCCGCACCAGAUCGGCAUCAAGCAGAUCCUGCCGCACCAGAUGACCACGGCGGGGCCCGUGCUGGGCGAGGGCCAGGGCUCCGACGCCUUCUUCGACGCCCUGGACCACGUGAUUGACGUGCACGGGCACAUCGUUGGCAUGGGCCUGUCCCCCGACCACAGGUACUUGUACGUGAACAGCCGCGCCUGGCCCAGCGGCUCGGUGGUGGCCGACCCCAUGCAGCCGCCGCCCAUCGCCGAGGAGAUCGACCUGCUGGUGUUCGACCUCAAGACCAUGCGGGAGGUGAAGCGGGCCCUGCGCGCCCACCGCGCCUACACACCCAACGACGAGUGCUUCUUCAUCUUCCUGGACGUGAGCCGGGACUUCGUGGCCAGUGGGGCGGAGGACCGGCACGGCUACGUCUGGGACCGCCACUACAACGUCUGCCUGGCCAAGCUGCGGCACCGGGACGUCGUCAACUCCGUGGUCUUCAGCCCCCAGGAGCAGGAGCUCCUGCUGACGGCCAGCGACGACGCCACCAUCAAGGCCUGGCGCUCGCCACGCACCGUGCGCGUCCUCCAGGCCCCCCGCCCGCGCCCCUUCUUCUCCUGGUUCGGCAGUCAGAGGCGCUGA
Pipistrellus nathusii (Nathusius's pipistrelle) is the source of this 1710-nucleotide messenger RNA. NCBI's taxonomy places the organism in Eukaryota, Metazoa, Chordata, Mammalia, Chiroptera, Vespertilionidae. The record is from the annotation of a GenBank genome assembly.